GGUUCCACCGACAAGAAUGGACUCAAUGCGAUGCCCUUCCUAGGCCAAAUCCACACCAGUCCUCUGCUGUCCCGCCCAAUGGGUCCAAUAGGUCACGCUCACCCCCCACCUUCCCUCCGAUGGGGGAUUCAGAUGGAUUCAAUGCUGUGCCACAGAUGGCUUCGAUGGGACCACCGCCCGUGUUGAGCUCCCUCUGGACAGGCGGCGCUUCUCCGGACAGCCGCGGAGACUACUACGACGACCCCCACGAAGAGUAUUCCGACUGCCGCUACGAGGGCGACUACGAGGGCGACUACUCGAUGCCCACCGAGGAGGACCAAGAGGAGGAGUCGUGCUCCUGUCAGAGCCAGACCUGUCAGAGCCAGAGCGAGUUCAGAUCGAUAGAGCGCACCGAGUCGGACUCGGAGUGGGAGGAGCUCUCCGACGGCCCUUCCCCCAGGGUCUCCCCGCUGGAGUCCCUCGGCGCAGUCGUGCUCUCCACAAUGCAGCCGGAGCACCGUCAGCGCAUGGUGGCCUUGUACCACCUCGUCUUGGAGACCGCUGUGGUCAAGGUCGUGCUGCUGGUGCUGCAACUGCUGUGCUGCGCGGUGUUCUGGCUGGUCGAGAAGACCGUGGGCUUCAACGAAACCGUCGGCUCGAAGCGCCACCGAUUGUGGAACAGCAAGUUCAAGCUGCGCACCAUCCAGCGCCAGUUGCUGUGGCGCAUGGCCAAUGCCCGGGGCGACGAGACGCUCGUCUUCUUUGCCGUGCUCAUGACCUCAUGACCCCCUGUUCUCCCUCAGCCUCCUGGGAUUCAUCCUGUCCCUGGCGGCGCUCCUGAAGAAGACCGUCGAGCAGCUGGUGUUCCAGAUACGCCUGCACCUCGUGCUCUAGGGGCAGCCAUCGA
Molecule: messenger RNA, 886 nt
Organism: Drosophila miranda
Lineage: Eukaryota; Metazoa; Arthropoda; Insecta; Diptera; Drosophilidae
Exons: 2
Coding region: 120-764 (214 amino acids)
Source: RefSeq, a predicted model, not a curated record